This is a messenger RNA of Phycodurus eques (leafy seadragon), 3717 nucleotides long. RefSeq names its product regulator of telomere elongation helicase 1 (gene rtel1). The transcript has 32 exons. Gene Ontology annotation, cellular component: nucleus. The coding region runs from base 151 to 3585 and encodes 1144 amino acids. The record is from RefSeq and is a predicted model, not a curated record. Lineage: Eukaryota; Metazoa; Chordata; Actinopteri; Syngnathiformes; Syngnathidae. Gene Ontology annotation, molecular function: DNA binding; ATP binding; DNA polymerase binding. Gene Ontology annotation, biological process: DNA recombination; negative regulation of DNA recombination; telomeric loop disassembly.
AGUGGCGUGCUGGCGCCAAUUGUGUUCAGGCAGUCCAUGCUGAAAAUGUAUUUUAGCUCUUCUAGUGACUUCUAAUGACGAAGGAGUUGGUUACUCGAGUUUUCUACCGUUUUAAACAGCAAAGCUCCUUAUAACACUUCGAGACGUAUCAUGACUUCAUUAAGUUUGAACGGAGUGACAGUGCACUUUCCUUUCACUCCGUAUGACUGUCAGAAGGACUACAUGACUAAAGUGAUUGAAUGUCUUCAGAAGGAGGCUAAUGGCGUCCUUGAGAGUCCCACAGGCACUGGGAAAACCUUGUGUCUACUAUGUGCCACCUUGGCUUGGAGGGAGCACUUCAAAGACACCAUCUCUGCACGUAAAAUAGCGGAAAGGUUGAAAGGGAAGGAGAUGUUUGCUGAUAGUCCUCUCGAAUCUUGGGGGCCAGCUUCAAAAGAUGGUUCAACACUAACUUCCUACAGUGAUGUUCCCAAGAUCAUAUAUGCAUCACGGACACACUCGCAGCUCACCCAAGUUGUUAAUGAGUUAAAGAACACGUCAUACAAACCUAAGGUAUCUGUGUUGGGGUCAAGAGAGCAGUUGUGUAUAAAUCCAGAAGUAAUGCGUCAGGAAAGCCACCAUGCUAAGGUCCAUAUGUGUCGAACAAAGGUCUCCUCAAGGUCUUGUGUCUUCUACAACAAUGUUGAAGAGAACAGCACUGACAGAGAAUUGGUGGAUGGUAUUGUGGAUGUGGAAGACCUGGUCAAAUUUGGCAAGAAAAAAAAGGCUUGCCCUUAUUAUCUCUCACGUUCUUUAAAACAGCAGGCUGAUAUGAUUUUUAUGCCUUACAACUACCUGCUGGAUCCAAAGAGCCGCAAAGCUCACAGCAUCGAGUUGACUGGAUCUGUUGUAAUCUUUGAUGAGGCCCAUAAUGUAGAAAGGACGUGUGAAGAGUCAACAUCAUUUGAUAUGACUCCAUAUGAUUUAGCCUCAGCCAUUAAUGCGCUUACCAGAGUGCUGAGUGACCAUGCUCAAGAAGCCAGUUUAGUGGAAGCUUCUUCUCAAGGUUUAAAAACAGACAUAAAAGUUGUUGCUAAUCUCAAAGAGAUUCUGUUGAAACUGGAGGCUGCUAUUGAUUCCUUUGAUGUUGCAGGUGAUAAAGGCAUAACAAAACCUGGAAUCUUCAUAUAUGAGCUGUUAGAGAGAGCCCUCUUGACAUACGACACCAAGGACUGUGUGUUUGAAGCUCUGGAGCAGAUCAUUGGAUACCUAGCAGGACAGCCGGGGAUCUUUCUCAAUACGAGUGGAUUGCAGAAGCUCUUGGAUAUCAUACAGCUGGUGUUCUGUGGUGAAGUAUCAUCAUCACCGAUGGAGCGGCAACAGAAAAUGGAAGCUAAUACAGCUCCUUUUAAGGUUCACAUCCAUCAAGACACCAGCGCUCAGAGAAAACAAAAAAAUGGCCCAUGGGCUUCAUCAACAAAGAAAGCAGGAAACAUUCUGAGUUAUUGGUGUUUCUCUCCGAGCUUCAGCAUGCAGGACCUGAAAAAUCAAGGUGUUCGCUGCAUCAUUCUGACCAGCGGUACCCUUUCUCCCCUGAGCUCCUUUACCUCAGAGAUGAGGAUACCGUUUCCAGUGUCUUUGGAAAACAACCAUGUAAUUGAGCGGGAUCAGAUCUUUGUAAGCGUCAUUGAACAGGGCCCAGAUAGGGUACCGUUGAGUUCAGCAUUUGAUAGAAGAUUUGUUCCUGAAAAUUUGUCGUCUUUAGGAAACACUGUGGUAAACCUUACCCGGAUUGUACCCCAUGGUCUCCUAUUGUUUUUUCCCUCCUUCUACUUAAUGGAAAAAACUUUGGAGUUCUGGAGAGACAAUGGACAUGCCGAUCGCAUUGAAAGUGUAAAGCCAAUGUUUGUCGAACCUAAAGGGAAGGGAGCUUUUACUGAGACUAUUGGGGGUUAUUACAACAAAGUCAGUGACUCCCAAUCUCGAGGCGGAAUCUUUGCUGCAGUGUGUCGAGGAAAGGCAAGCGAGGGUUUGGACUUUACUGAUACAUUUGGUCGAGGUGUUAUAAUCACUGGACUCCCCUUUCCACCGAAGUUAGACCCUCGAAUCAUUUUGAAGAUGCAAUUCUUAGAUGAGAUGAACCGAAAAAAAUUGCCUGGCCAGAAGUUCCUUACAGGGCAGGAGUGGUACAGAGAGCAGGCGUUCAGAGCUGUCAACCAGGCGAUUGGCAGAGUCAUUCGCCACAAGGAUGACUAUGGAGCCAUCUUCCUGUGUGAUCAGAGGUUUAAAAACAGAGACGCACAAUCUCACCUUCCUUCAUGGGUGAGGCCUUGUGUGCGUUUUUAUGACAACUUUGGGAACAUUGUCCGUGAUGUCUGCCAGUUCUUCAGGGUGGCGCAGAAAAUGAGGCCUGUGUUGGAGAAGAACCCUGGCUCUGAUCCCUCAGUGUUUGCUGCCAGUAGUUCUCUGUUGUCAGUCCCUCAGUGCUCUGGUUCUACUUCUUACACACCAUCCCAGAAACCAUACACUCAGAAGGCCAAAAUGCUGGACAUGCACACUUCUACUCUAAAAAGAAGGAGGGAUGAAGAUACUGAAUAUGCUAGUAUGUUUAAACAGUAUGAGUCUCAGACUCAAAAGAGUGAAAUAAAACCAAGCAACCUGUUUGAUGCACUUGAGCGAGUAGAGCACCAAAGAGGAGGCAAUGGGACUUUGGGAGCAGGGACGCAAAAUAAUUUGUCCACACUGUCACUUCAAUACGACAAGAGGAUGGAUGAGAUGAUGCGUGGAGGGAAACGCAAAAUAAAAUUGGUCCAAGAAAAGAAGCCAAGUGUUUCUUGUGUUGUUACUGGUGAUGGGAAAAACAACUUCGCUAGGAACUUCCUGGGAGAAAUGAAAUCAUCACUCAGCCAGGUCAACUUUGAGCAAAUUCGCCAGGCUCUGUAUUCAUACAAGAAAAAUGACAACCUGGACAAUCUGCUGCUAGACACGUCUUUAUUAACCCAUGACCCUCAUACUUACAGACUUUACCAGGGUUUAUACUCCUUUAUACGACCACAUCACAGGAAGACAUUUGACGAGAAAUGCCUGGAGCUGACUGGUACUGGCUGUGGAUACAAACUGGAAGAGUCUCUGUACAAAGAUGAGAAGAGAGCAGGGAUGUCGCAUAGUGAUGAACAACCCAGUGGGCUUUCAUCAUCCAGUUCCAGUUUUACAUCAAGUACGCAGCUGAAUGUAGAACAAUUCAAACGAGGACAUCAAGGUCCUCGAGAAACUCAGACUGGCACUGAUCCAAAGAGUCAAGUCCAGGCUGCCUUUUUGGCUGAUGUGAAAAAAGCACUUGGCCCAGAGGGAUCAGCUCAACUCUAUCAAGCCGUUAACGCCUACAAGAAGACAGACAACUAUGAAAAUAUGGUGACUGCGGCUGUUGCCUUAUUCACAGAGAGAGAUGAAAACUUCAGCCUUUUACUGAGAUUUGGAAAUAUAAUUCGCCAUCACCAUAAGAAGCAGUACAAAGAGAUGUUGAGAGCAUUGAUGGGUCAAGGUGCUGACACUGCUCCUGCAAAAACAGAUGAGACAAAAACAGAGGAAAGACAAUCAAGUGCAUGAUUUUACUGAAGUUGCUAUCAUACCAUUUCCAAAUCAUUUGAAACUCAGUGGAAAGCCUCUUUGUAUAUAUUGUACAGUAUGUGCAAAAUAUUAUGAUUACUGAAUAAUUCUGUUUGUAUGCUUUUUCUUGGG